Messenger RNA from Drosophila innubila, 1062 nucleotides. It is a transcript of the gene GMF, whose product is annotated as glia maturation factor beta. The coding region runs from base 149 to 565 and encodes 138 amino acids. Gene Ontology annotation, cellular component: actin cortical patch. NCBI's taxonomy places the organism in Eukaryota, Metazoa, Arthropoda, Insecta, Diptera, Drosophilidae. The transcript is spliced from 4 exons. Gene Ontology annotation, molecular function: Arp2/3 complex binding; actin binding. The record is from RefSeq and is a predicted model, not a curated record. Gene Ontology annotation, biological process: actin filament debranching; negative regulation of Arp2/3 complex-mediated actin nucleation.
UUACUGGAGUGGCAACACUCGGUUAGUUUGUUAGUUAAAAAAAGUGAACAGGAGAAGGAAGGAGUUUAUGUUUUAGUGUUUGCUACCUCUUAAUUCCCUAAAAGAAAUCUCCCUUUCUGUGUUAAGUGUCAAGUACGACUUCAUCUUCAUGGGUGAUAAUAAAAUAUGUGACAUUAGCAAUGAGGUGCUUGAGGAACUGAAGAAAUUUCGCUUUCGCAAGAGUAAAACUAACUCUGCGUUAAUAUUAAAAGUCGACAGGGAGAAACAGUUGGUGGUGCUUGACGAAUUUAUUGAUGAUAUAUCCGUUGAGGAGCUACAAGAUUCACUGCCAGGUCAUCAGCCACGCUAUGUUAUCUAUACGUACAAAAUGGUGCACGAUGAUCAACGAAUUUCGUAUCCAAUGUGUUUUAUAUUUUACACGCCGCGCGACAGUCAAAUUGGCUUGCAAAUGAUGUACGCCUGCACGAAGAGUGCUCUCCAGCGAGAGGUGGAUUUAACCCGAGUCUACGAGAUACGCGAACUGGACGAAUUGACCGAAGAGUGGCUGAGGGAAAAGCUUAAGUAGAUCCGUCUGAUCUACAACAUCCAAUUUCGGAGUGAGCAAAACAAUUCCUUGACACGCGGUGUAAAUACAUAAGAACAUAUUUUGAAUGGAGCAAAAGCAAAUACCAACGAUAACGAUACAUACCAAUACCAAACAAACUAAAUAAUAUGAAAUAUGACAAUUUUUCUACACUCAAAACAAGAAAUUUAGAGUAUUUAUACAUUUAUACAUAGAAUUGCGAUAUAACAUUGUAAUGCAGUAAAUUACAUAUGCAUAUGCUUAUGCACGUGUAAUGAUAAUAAUUUAAAGUGAUUUUAGUUGUGCAUUUAAGUACGAGUAAUAAUUAUAAACAAACAUACAUUAAUUGACAAUUUGCAAUGAUCUUAAAGAAGCUGUGCUUGCCAAAUUUAUAUUAAUUGUACAAAACGAAUACAAAGCAAACAUGACAAAAACAAUUCCAUUUUAUAUUUACACCUCAUAUGUGCUGCUAAAAUAAAAGUGUUCAUAUUAUCUAUAAA